CGGAACGAAACAGAAAGAGGAAGGAGUCAGAGAGAGAGAGAGGGAGGAAGGAAUCGAAACCCACAAAGGAGAAAAAAAGCAGCAAGGACGCAGGAGAGAGGUUGUUGAGGAACAAUGUUUACCGCGCGCCGGAAACGGUAUCCGAUGGAUAUCCCGUUCGAACGCACCAGCUUCCGGAAGCUGGCCACCGCAGCAGCGCUGCUCGUGUGCGCAUCGUUCGGCGUGCUGCGGGCGGAGGAGCUGCGCUGCGAACGCAUAAUGCUGAGUGCGUGCCAAAACCUGGUGUACGACAUGACGAUCGCGUCCGCGCCCGAGGCGGCCCUGGACUAUCUCGCCCACAGCGGCCCACCCCCGGCGAGCGCCGGCAACGGUGGCAAUGGGUCGGCGAGCGGCAUCGUGCGCACCUGGCUGGACGCAGACCGACUGAUCACCUCACUGCGACCGGUCAUCGACUCCGGGUGCUCCAAGCAGGCUCUCUUCCUGUUCUGCUCGUCGCUCUUCCCACUAUGCUCGCCGACCGCACCGCGCCCCGUGCAGCCGUGCCGCUCCCUGUGCGAGCAGGUGCGCAAGGAUUGCUUCAGCGAGCCUCCGAACAGCAAGCUGUGGCCGGCGUACCUGGACUGCCGCGCGCUACCACAGCCCGAAAAGCACGAGCUGUGCAUGCAGGUUCCUUCGGAUGCAACGGGUAGCGUAGAGCACUACACACCGGCAGCUCCGGUGGUCGGUGCCGGUGUCAGUGUCGGUGGUGGUGUCAUUCCACCGAGCGUCGUACAGCAGGUCGCCAACACGAAGGAUGUGGUAGGGAAGGGCUGGUUCAUCUCCAACCUUGGACAGCCGACGGCAGCGCAGGGUGCCGGUGCGACGAGUUUGUCCGAGCGAAUCAGCUCCCUCCUGCUGCCGGAGGGUGGCGAAGGUGCCUUCAAGGUGGCGGUGCACGGUGGCACGAGCAAUCGAAGCGGUGUCCUUGGCAGCGGAGCUACAACGCGAACUGUGACGACCGCGCCUCAGCCCUGCCCGGUCAACUACAGCCUGGAGUACGACCGGUGCGUGCCACGGUGCGGCCCGACAGUGGACGCACUGUACAGCCAGCGCCAGAAGGAGCUGAUCGAAUCGUGGACGCUGGUGCUGUCGGCUGUGUGCUUCAUCUUCACCUUCACCUCGCUGGUUGCGUUCUGGACGAAGACGGCGAAGUUGGAGUACCCGGACCGGCCGAUCCUGUUCAUGACGCUGUGCUACAACCUACUAGGGCUGUGCUACCUCGAGCGAACGAUCCUGCACAGUCCGCGGCGGUUCGAGGCACCGCUUGACGAUGGGUCCGCUCCCAGCACCCGCGCCGACUGCUCCAUCACGUCCCAGUGCCUAGCGUACUACAUCCUCAAGCACUAUCUGCUGCUGAGCGCCAGCACCUGGUGGCUCAUCUACGGCCUCUGCUGGUACCUGAGCACGGCCAAACAGUGGUCCUGCGAGGCACUGGAACGCAAGUCGGGCCUGUUCCACGUGCUGGCGUGGGUCGUGCCGUUCGCCGCCCCCAUCGGCGCCCUGCUCCGCGGCAACAUCCAGCGCUUCGAGCUGACCGGCUUCUGCACGGCGCGCGGCUUCACCGAGCUGCCGACGCUGCUGCUGCUGAUGGUCGGUGCGGCACUCGUCUGCCUCGCGCUGGCCGCGCUCGCUCGCCUGCGACUCUGCUGGAACCAGCGGGCACCACACCUGUCGCGCGUCUUCGGCCGGGUGCUCACGUUCGCCGUCUGCUACCUGCUGCCCGCACUGUCCGCCACCAUCUGCAUGAUGCUGGAGCGUGUCGAGCACGAGCUGGAACCGUGCCCGCUGGUAGCCACUGGCGGGGCAACCGGCUGUUCUACCCAACCGCAGCCCCACUUCACCAUGCUGCCGACGGCUCUACGACUGGCGCUGACCCUCCUGGGUGGUGGUUUCGUCGGCGUGUGGCUCUGGUCCCGCCAAACAACGACCGACGGCGCGGGCAAGACGCUUUCCGGCACGCCAGCGACGGCAGCCAGCAGCUACUACGCUUCCCGCGACCUUACGCUGCUAACGAAGGGCCCGAAAGCGACCCCGAAGAGCAACGCGACCGACGGACGGUCAACCGCUACCAACAGCCGGCGUACCGGGACGCCAGCUUCCCUUCUGGCGGAAGGAGGACCCCGGGCCGGGUUAGCUUUCGGCCCGGAAGUCCACGGACACCAGCGCAAAGCGGUUGACAGCAGCGGCCAGGCGAGAAGCGAACGAACCCGAGGGACCUCCAUCGCCAGCCCGUACCGAACGGCCAGCAAGACGCAGAAGUACUGCUACGUGUAUCGACCCUGCUCACGAACGCUGCUGCCGGAGGACGCCGGCACCGACUCGGUGCGCUCCAGCUCCGGACGCCGCUCGCAGUGUCUCGACAGUGGCUUCUCCACCGCGGGAGCUACCAGUGGGGCGAGCGGGGAGGGCGGUGGUGCCUACAUGCCGGUGCGGGUGUACCGCAGCUUACGUCCCGUGCCGGUGUCUAUGAUAACCAGAAUCUGAACGCCAGAUCCUGAGGUGCCUUCAUCGAAGGAGAUGAUGAUGCGUUACGUCAUCUCUACUCGGUUAAUGCCCUUGGGGGAAGAUAAUGAAGCGCACGAGUCAAUGGCGCAACGGAGCGCUAAGCGCGUGUAGGCGUAGUGUAGUGUAAGAGAGUGACGACCCCUGUGACAAGCUUUAAUUAGUUUUUAUAUCGAAUCACCUAACCACGAUACUGUGCGUAAUGUAUAAAAUCUCCUCCAUAGUGCCUAAGAUGUCGGCCUGAGUAUUCGCUCUUUUCAUGGUUCAUUUGUUAAAAAAACGGCGUAGUAGUCGCAACCGAAGUGCACGAGUCAAACCCUAGGGAUGCCACACUAUGUUAGGGUAAAUAGAGGCAAACAGCGAUCCUAGGAGCCACGAAGGCUCGCCUGAGUAGGAAUGGCAAGCAACUUACCUUUUCGGCCUGAACAAAGUACUGAUUUCGACUAGCGUAAGUUUCGUCAAUCAAUGGCACAGAGUUUACUAGAAAGAGCGGAAGAGAACGAGUCCGAGAGCGUUAAGGUGUGUGUGUGUAUAUAGUCUAACAUUAAGCUAACAACUCAAUCGCUUUCAUUUAAGCCCCUUGGUAGAAUCAUAUUGUAUUUAAAACAG
This is a messenger RNA of Anopheles coustani, 3150 nucleotides long. Its product is annotated as frizzled-3. NCBI's taxonomy places the organism in Eukaryota, Metazoa, Arthropoda, Insecta, Diptera, Culicidae. Gene Ontology annotation, biological process: non-canonical Wnt signaling pathway; canonical Wnt signaling pathway. Gene Ontology annotation, cellular component: plasma membrane. Gene Ontology annotation, molecular function: Wnt-protein binding; Wnt receptor activity. Bases 115 to 2523 code for a protein of 802 amino acids. The transcript is spliced from 3 exons. The record is from RefSeq and is a predicted model, not a curated record.